AUGCCGAAACAUCCGCGUGACGAAGAUGAGGAGCUCGAAGCCGGCGAAGCGCCGACCGAGAUCAAUCCUUACGAAGUACUUGGUGUACCACAAGAUGCAUCACAAGACGACAUCAAGAAGGCGUACCGAAAGGCCGCUCUGAAGCACCACCCUGACAAGGCUACACCCGACGACAAGCAGUCAGCUCACACCAAGUUUCAGGAAAUCGCCUUUGCCUUCGCAAUCCUCUCCGACGAGCGCCGACGCAAGCGAUACGACACCACAGGCCGUACCGAGGAGAGUCUAGAUCUUGACGAUGACGACUUCGACUGGACGACCUUCUUCCGGGAGCAGUUCAAGGGCGUGGUGAACGGGGAGACCAUCAACAAAUUUAGCGAUGAGUACAAGGGUAGUGACGAGGAGAGAGGACAUGUGCUUCAGGCAUUUACGAAAGUGAAGGGUAAUAUGUCAAGCCUCUACAGCUAUGUCAUGCUGAGCGAUAUGGUGGACGAUGAAGAACGCUUCCGCAGCAUCAUUGAUAAGGCGAUCGCGGAUGGAGAGAUAGAAAAUUACAAGAAGUAUGCCCAGGAGAGUGAGUCUGCCCGACAGAAGCGAAUCGAUCGCGCGCGCAAGCAGAAGGAAAAGGAGAGUCACGAGGCAGAGCAGGCCGCCGAGGAGAUCAAGGACAACGAGAAGGGCCAAGCGAAAAAGAAAGGCAAAAAGGAUGACGCCGAUUUGGGUGACCUCGCCGCAUUGAUUCAGCAACGGCAGAAAGGCAGGGCGGAGAACUUCUUUGACAACCUCGAGGCCAAAUAUGCUCCCAAGGGCAAGAAGGGUAACACAAACGCAGGACUGGAUGAGCCGCCUGAGGAGGCAUUCGCCGCAAAUCGCAAGAAGGCCAGCGGCGCUGACGCAACCGGAGGGGCGAGGAAGAGUAAGCGAGCAAGAAAAUGA
Molecule: messenger RNA, 933 nt
Organism: Lecanosticta acicola
Lineage: Eukaryota; Fungi; Ascomycota; Dothideomycetes; Mycosphaerellales; Mycosphaerellaceae
Source: the annotation of a GenBank genome assembly